GGUUGCUGACAGGUCUGUGUUGUACGGUGCAGGUAUGCCCCUGAGUCUGGACUGCAGGGCCUUUUUCGGCUACAGCGGAGACAACAGGAAACCCAACAUCUACUGGAAGAAAGGAGAGAAGUAUGUGGAGGAGCUGGCAGGACACAUCAAAGAAAGUGAAAUCAUGAUCUUGAGGGAACAUUUAGGCGAGAAGGAAGUGCAGGUGUCGCUGACGUUUGACGCCGUGGAGGAGGCAGAUCUGGCCAAUUACACCUGCCACGUAGCGAACCGGAUGGGGAAGCGCAGCGGGAGCGCAAUACUGCAGAAGAAAGAUAUGUAUCGCCUGGAGCUGGCGGGCGGCCUUGGGGUCAUCCUGCUGUUGUUGGGGAUCCUAACCGCGCUUUAUAAGUGCUACAACCUGGAGAUCAUGCUCUGCUACAGGAGACACUUUGGGAGCGACGAGACUGAAGAUGACAACAAGGAGUACGACGCCUACCUGUCCUACACAAAGGUGGACCUGGACUCUUUGGGCAGGACGAGCAGCGACGAGGAAACCUUUGCUCUGGAGAUUCUGCCGGACGUUCUUGAAAAGCAUUACGGAUACAAACUAUUUAUACCAGACAGAGAUUUAAUACCCAGCAGUACCUACAUUGAGGACUUGGCACGCAGCGUGGAGCAAAGCAGACGUUUGAUCAUUGUUUUGACUCCAGAAUUUGUUGCCAAAAGAGGUUGGAGCAUUUUCCAGAUAGAGACGCGUCUCCACUCCAUGCUGGUUACAGGAGAGAUCAAGGUGAUCAUGAUAGAGUGCGCAAACUUGAAGAAUGUCAUGAACUACCAAGAGGUGGACGCGCUGAAGCAUACGAUCAAGGUCUUAUCUGUUAUCAAGUGGAGGGGUCCAAAGAGCAACGAGCUGUCCUCCAAGUUUUGGAAGCAGGUGGUCUAUGAGAUGCCAGCUAAACGCAGAGAGACUCUGUCCAGACGUCAGGUAAUGGACUCUGGUGAACAGGGCCUCUUUGGUGACCUACAGACCACUGUCUCCACCAUCGCCAUGACGACCACCUCUGCCUCACUAGCGCCCCCUAAUGAGAAUCGCCAUGGCCACCAUCAGGUUGCCUUGGCAACAGAGAUCCCUGACUACAACCAGAUGACCUUGCCACUGGGAGGAGGUCACACUGCUACAGCGGCCCAAAUGCGGCACUUCUGCCGCAGCUACGAGUUCCAGCUUCCCCCACAGCCUUCUUCCAUGUCACCUCCACUCCCGCCUCCCUCCACGGUGCAGUUCUCCACCCUGGGCCCCGGGGGGCGCCAUGUCUACUGCAACAUCCCCAUGACGCUGCUGAAUGGACAGGUGGGGGAACCUGUGUCUUCUGGUUUUUCUCGUUCCUAGACAGCCUCUUAACACCCACCAUCUGCACAGAGUAUCCUUUUGUAAUGAUCCAUACUGUUAUGUGCUUGCGUGUGCUCGGAGUUGAAAGCAAAUAAAAAUAAAAGCCCUCUUUUCUCCCCAGGGGUUCAGAGCAGUUCACUGGGGAACAAGAGGUCUGUUUGGAUAAAAGAGAAAAUAAAAGAAACAUUGUUUCAUUUUGUGUAACGCUAGAAUAUGUGUUUAUUCUAAAAGUAGGAAGUAGGAAGACAGGAUGAUGAUAAACAGUAGGCUUGGACUAGUAUUCAUACCCCUCAAACCUUUCCACAUUUUGUCAUGUUACUACCCAAAACUUUAAAGUACAGUAAUUUAAAGGGAUUUAAUAUGGUGAACCAAACCAGUGCAUAAUUGUGAGUCUUAUAUGUUUUUUUUAUAUAUAUUUUCUUUACGUUUAAGAUUCUGAAAAGUCUGAUACGAGUUUUAACCCUAAAUAAAACCAGCGCAAACAAACUGCCUUCAAAAGUCAUAUUAUU
Messenger RNA from Poecilia latipinna (sailfin molly), 1875 nucleotides. RefSeq names its product X-linked interleukin-1 receptor accessory protein-like 2. Gene Ontology annotation, biological process: signal transduction. The record is from RefSeq and is a predicted model, not a curated record. NCBI's taxonomy places the organism in Eukaryota, Metazoa, Chordata, Actinopteri, Cyprinodontiformes, Poeciliidae. Bases 35 to 1366 code for a protein of 443 amino acids. The transcript has 10 exons.